This is a messenger RNA of Podospora anserina S mat+, 1536 nucleotides long. RefSeq lists its product as uncharacterized. Bases 1 to 1536 code for a protein of 511 amino acids. Gene Ontology annotation, molecular function: RNA polymerase II general transcription initiation factor activity. Gene Ontology annotation, cellular component: transcription factor TFIID complex. Gene Ontology annotation, biological process: transcription initiation at RNA polymerase II promoter; RNA polymerase II preinitiation complex assembly. The transcript has a single exon. NCBI's taxonomy places the organism in Eukaryota, Fungi, Ascomycota, Sordariomycetes, Sordariales, Podosporaceae. The record is from RefSeq and is a predicted model, not a curated record.
AUGGAACAACCACCUCCCCCACCCGUUCCCGGGCGACUCACCCUGAAAACCACAAGCUCAGCCCUUGGCGCGACAAGUCCUCCACCUGGUCUCGCCGGAUCCAGCGCAAUGUCUCCCGGUGCUCAAACGCCAUCAGGCGCGCCAAAGAUCAAAUUGGUGCGAAAAUCGCUUCCACCCACCCCCGCCGAGCCGAAUCCUCCCUCUGGCUAUUUCCCAGCAGCGAGUUCGACAGCAGAGGUCGCCGUCGCUCCGCCCGCCCCAAAAGUCACAACUACCAAGGCUGGGAGAAGACCAAAGCCCACACUCAAGAAGAGGGCUCAUCAGAGUGAUGACGAUGAGGACAUACCAUUAGCCAAUGGAUCCGGACCACUAGCCAAGAAGACGAAGAUUACGCUCAAACCAACAACUCCCGGCGGCACCAUCUCGACUAAACCAACGCUCAAAUUGAAGCCAGUAGGCAAGAUUCCUCACCGGCCUCUCGGCGAAGGCUACGACUCGGAGGCGGAAGAUCGCGAGAUUGAUCCGGUUAUCGAGGAACAAUUUGUCAUGCGCUUUAUGGACAACGAAGACUGCGAUUAUAUACGACAGUGCAUCACAGAAAAGAAAAUCGGCAAUGGUGCCGAGGUCAACUUUAAGUUUCUGGACGACGAAGGUCGACGUGCUGUGUGGAUUGUUCGCGGGAAGUACUAUGCGGCGAUUCUCCUCGAUCUCCCUACCAUCACUGAGGGUAUGAAGACGUGGGAUAAAAAGGCCAUGGUCAAGUCCGCGGAUAUUUGUCAGAUGAUGUUGGUCUUUGCUGAAGUCAAGAACGAGGAGGAGGCCAAGACUGCGCCGCUGCCAAAGGCUGUUGAGCACGGUCAUCGCUGGCCACACGGUAUAACGCCCCCAAUGCACGAUGCCAGAAAUCGUCGUUUCCGCAAGCGAUUGUCGAAGCUCGAGAUCCAGAACAAGGAGGCCGAGGUGGAAAGGUUAUUGGCGGCUGAUCGGGAGGCUGUCAGCACCAGGACGGAGGUUCUAGACAGUAGAAUUGUCGAGGAGUCGGAGUCUGAAGAUUAUGAGGAGGAUGCUGAGGGUGAAGAGGAUGAUGAGCAACUCGAUAAGGUCGAGGAGGAGCUUGACGAGGCUGCGCUGAUGGAUGCUUUCAUGAAUGCGCCAGAGACGCCGAUGGAGGGUCUUGAUCAGCCUACGCCGGCUGUUGCUCCUGAUGCUGUUACGCCACUUACCGCGAAUACUGGUACUCCUGUUGCCCAGAUUGAGGAGGAGGAAGUUGUGGAGGAGGAAGAGUCAGAAGAUGAAGAGGAGUCAGAAGAGGAUGGGGAUGAUGAUGAUGACGAUGGAGAUGAAGACGACCAUGACGACAAGGCCAGUGUGCGGGCGGAGAUUGCUAAUCUCAAGAAACAGCUCAAGCAAUAUGAGGAGAACCUUGCCAAGUCGGUCGGUGCGAUUAUUCGGAAGCGUAUUGAGGCUUCGAUCAGGAGUGUCAAGUCGGAGAUUGACCUCAAGAUGUCUUCUAUCGGUGAGGUUGAGGAUUAUUGA